UACGGUCGGCCAAGUCGUUCACCGUCCUACCCCAGCAAUCAAUGGCUUCCAUUUGACAAAUCUUCGCACUGUUUUGGCGGUGACUACGAACGGUUGAUCGCAUCUUUCACGCUCAUUUCUCCAAAGGGGUUUGACCCAAACACUACAACUCGAACAACCUACUACAAUGACGACAGCAACGGAACCUGAAGCUGGACCGUCCACAUUGGCGCCUGUAUCGGAGCACUUACAAGAGCCGUUCCAGCAGCAUAUCAUACCAGUCGAGAACUUCAAUGACGGUCCUAUGUUUGAGGUUGACAAUAUCGACGAAAAGUCUGACCCUGGAUUCGAAGAUGGCGACUAUCGAUCGGUCACUGUCUCUUUGAACAGAACGAUUCGGGAGUACCGCCAUAUAAACGGCCGGUCGUACCACAACUAUGACGGCGCCUACUACUGGGCACCAAACGAUGACACACAAAAUGAUCAUUUGGACAUGGUUCACCAUAUGAUGUGUCUCGCUUACGACAAUCAGCUGUUCCUUGCUCCCCUGAAAAAUCCCCAGAGGGUGUUGGACGUCGGAUGCGGAACUGGCAUCUGGUGCCUUGAUUUUGCAGAGCAGUUCCCGGGCGCCCAAGUCAUCGGCACCGACAUCUCCCCCAUUCAACCACGCUGGGUCAGCCCCAACUGUAAAUUUGAAAUCGACAACUGCGAGCUCGAAUGGACCUUUGCAGAAAACGAGUUCGACUACAUACACAUCAGCUCGCUCAUCGGCUCCAUCCAAGAUUGGCCCAAACUCUACAAGGAAAUUCUUCGCGCCCUCAAGCCCGGGGGAUGGUUCGAGCAGCGAGAGUUCGCGCUUCCUGUCCGUGCUAACGAGGGUGCACUCCCCGAGGAUUGCGUCUAUGACGAGUGGGCCAGAAUACUCUACGAGACCGGGUAUUUAACAGGCUGCACGUGGCGGGUGACGGAACAUUGGAAGGAGUGGCUGCGAGAAGCUGGCUUUACGGAGAAGAUUCACACCCACCAGGUCAAGAUACCCAUCGGAGGCUGGCCGAAGGAUAAGAUCCAGAAAGAAAUUGGGCUGUUCAACCGUCUUUCUAUCGAGACUGGGCUGGAAGGAGCUGCAAUUUAUAUUUGCAAAAUGGUUUUGGGGUGGCAUGAUGUUGAGAUCCAACUGUUCUUAGAGCGGAUGAGGGCGGUUGUCAAGAACCCGAAGAUACAUGCUUAUUUUCCUCUGAAGUCAGUCUGGACUCAGAAGCCUUUCACUUGGGUAGAGAGACAGCUGUGUGUUUAGAUGUGGUUUCUAGAGAAAAGUGGUAUGUCAACCUUGACCUCCAACCUUCGUGAUAGCGUUAAAGGCUCCCCAAUGAGACAGAUGUAAACACAAACUUCACACGAUACUUGCCACAACUCGUCAGUCAUACAUCAACCUCAAACCAGUUCUGCCGAAAAUUCUGCCCAAC
Molecule: messenger RNA, 1442 nt
Organism: Neurospora tetraspora
Lineage: Eukaryota; Fungi; Ascomycota; Sordariomycetes; Sordariales; Sordariaceae
Product: S-adenosyl-L-methionine-dependent methyltransferase
Exons: 7
Coding region: 167-1273 (368 amino acids)
Molecular function (GO): methyltransferase activity
Source: RefSeq, a predicted model, not a curated record